ACACCUCCACGCACUGGUGCGGAGGGGCACUGGCUGCCAGAGGGCCCGGAGUCGGCGCGGGGCUCGCGGGCGGUGGCCGGAACGGGUGCCGGGACGGAUCCCCGCGCGGCCGAACGCGACCCGAGGCGGCGGAGGAGCGGCGCCGUCACUCCAUGGAUUCCUUUGGGCAACCCAGACCAGAAGAUAAUCAGUCAGUAGUCAGCAGAAUGCAAAAGAAAUACUGGAAAACUAAACAGGUCUUUAUCAAAGCAACAGGAAAAAAAGAGGAUGAGCACUUGGUGGCGUCUGAUGCUGAACUGGAUGCUAAACUUGAGGUUUUUCACUCCGUUCAAGAGACAUGCACUGAACUUCUGAAGAUAGUCGAGAAAUACCAGCUAAGACUCAAUGUUAUAUCAGAGGAAGAAAAUGAGCUAGGGCUCUUUUUAAAGUUUCAAGCGGAACGGGAUGCAACUCAAGCUGGCAAAAUGAUGGACGCCACUGGCAAGGCACUUUGUUCUUCAGCCAAGCAAAGAUUGGCCCUGUGUACUCCUCUGUCUCGUCUGAAGCAAGAAGUAGCAACAUUCAGCCAAAGGGCGGUAUCUGAUACCUUGAUGACAAUUAAUCGGAUGGAGCAGGCGCGCACAGAAUACAGAGGAGCUCUGCUGUGGAUGAAAGAUGUAUCCCAAGAGCUGGACCCAGACACCUUAAAGCAAAUGGAAAAGUUUAGAAAAGUACAGAUGCAAGUGAGAAAUAGCAAAGCUUCUUUUGACAAGUUAAAGAUGGAUGUUUGUCAGAAAGUGGAUUUACUUGGAGCUAGUCGCUGCAAUAUGCUGUCUCAUUCGCUCACUACCUAUCAGAGAACACUGCUUGGAUUCUGGGAGAAAACAGCUCGAAUGAUGUCCCAAAUUCAUGAAGCCUGUAUUGGCUUUCAUCCAUAUGAUUUUGUAGCUCUCAAGCAACUACAAGACACUCCAAGCAAGCUUACUGAAGACAAUGAAUAUGAACAAAUAGGCGGUUUUCUUACUGAACAGCUCAAUAAGCUAGUUUUGUCUGAUGAGGAAGCAAGCUUUGAGAGAGAACAAGCAAACAAAGAUCACAAGGAAAAAUAUUCUCAGAUGAGAGAAUUUGGAGCACCUCAGUUUUCUAACUCUGAAAAUGUUGCAAAAGAUCUACCUGUAGAUUCAUUGGAAGGAGAAGAUUUUGAGAAGGAAUUCUCAUUUCUGAACAACCUCCUAAGUUCUGGUUCUUCAAGUACUAGUGAAUUUACCCAGGAAUGCCAGACUGCCUUUGGGAGCCCCAGUGCCAGUCUCACGUCCCAGGAGCCUUCCAUGGGGUCUGAGCCCCUCGCUCAUUCUUCUCGAUUCCUUCCUUCACAACUCUUUGACCUUGGCUUUCAUGCGGCUGGAGCAUUCAACAGCUGGGUCUCCCAAGAGGAAUCAGAGCUUCGUCUUUCACACACUGAUAACCAGCCAGUGCCUUCACAGAGUCCAAAGAAAUUAACAAGAUCCCCCAACAAUGGUAAUCAAGACAUGUCAGCCUGGUUCAAUCUAUUUGCAGACUUGGAUCCACUUUCAAACCCAGAUGCUAUUGGACACUCAGAUGAUGAACUCCUUAAUGCUUGACUGAAGUUAUAAUGUCACUUCAGUGGCCUUGAGACAUCAAUUUUGCAACGCAUUUCCUUUGUGGAAAGGAGUUUAUAUUGUAACCCACACACAAAAGCAUGGUGUUUGUGAAUAUAACACCUGUCAGCCAACUUUAGACAGAUGGUAAAGACCACAUUUGAAUAGGUUAAGUACAUCUUUCAUAUCUUGGAUUUGCAGCUGUUGGUACUAUGUGGAAAAUAUUAGAAACUUCUAUGUGGAAAAUAUUAGAAAACUAUGGAGUCUGCAAUAUUUAGAUACUGAAACUUAUGUCAAAAUAACGGCUAGGAGUAAUUCUGUCAAUAUGCAGUUGAGCUUAUUUCUUUGGAAACCCUUUUAAGUUGCCUUGCUGGCUGUGAGAAUUUUAUAUGUGGAUAAAAAAAGAUAGCAUGUAAAUUGGGUUGUGGUUUGGGGUCAAUUUUUAAAUAAAAUAGUAACAAGGAGGAUUUUCUGUUUUUGAAAACAGCAUUAGAACCAGACCAGCUUUGUUUUGGGUUAGAGAGAUAGAAUAAGAUUUGAGAACUUAGUUUGCGUUAAUGAAAUCACAGAGAAACUU
Piliocolobus tephrosceles (Ugandan red Colobus) is the source of this 2175-nucleotide messenger RNA. It is a transcript of the gene ICA1L, whose product is annotated as islet cell autoantigen 1 like. Lineage: Eukaryota; Metazoa; Chordata; Mammalia; Primates; Cercopithecidae. The record is from RefSeq and is a predicted model, not a curated record. Bases 153 to 1601 code for a protein of 482 amino acids. The transcript has 13 exons. Gene Ontology annotation, cellular component: Golgi apparatus. Gene Ontology annotation, biological process: regulation of transport. Gene Ontology annotation, molecular function: protein domain specific binding.